Molecule: messenger RNA, 1599 nt
Organism: Colletotrichum phormii
Lineage: Eukaryota; Fungi; Ascomycota; Sordariomycetes; Glomerellales; Glomerellaceae
Product: quinate permease
Exons: 4
Coding region: 1-1599 (532 amino acids)
Biological process (GO): carbohydrate transport; transmembrane transport
Cellular component (GO): membrane
Molecular function (GO): carbohydrate:proton symporter activity
Source: RefSeq, a predicted model, not a curated record
AUGGGUCUCGCUUCAGCAAAGGGGACGAAUGACCCCCCUGAGGUCCGCAACUGGAGAAUCCACUUCAUUGCUCUUGUAGCGUCUAUGGCUGCCUUGUCAAUGGGCUACGAUACGGCCGUCAUAGGGGGCACAAUGUCCCUCGACUCCUUCGUCCGCGACUUUGGCAUCGACAAGAUGACCACCCAAGAAAAGAACAACUCCCUAGCCAACAUCGCCUCCAUGUUCCAAGUCGGGGCCUUCUUCGGUGCUCUUCUCACAUUCCCCGUUGCCGAGAGGUACGGCCGUAAGAAGGCCAUCAUGAUGGCGGCCCUCAUCUUCUGCGUCGGCGGAGCCAUGAUGUCCGGAGCCAAUGGCGUCCUCAACCUCGUCAUCGCCGGCCGCGCCAUUGGCGGUCUCGGGAUCGGUAUGGCUACCAUGACGGUUCCAGUCUAUAUCGCUGAGACGUCGCCGCCGAGUAUCCGCGGACGCCUCGUGGGCAUCUUUGAGAUCUUCUCCCAGGGCGGCGGGAUGCUCGGAUUCUGGAUCAACUAUGGCACGAGCCGCACCAUCGACGUCGAAAACGAGGCGCAAUGGGUCGUGCCGCUGGCUUUACAACUCCUUCCAGCCUUUCUUCUGUUUGGUGGCAUCAUGUUCUGUCCCGAAUCACCCCGCUGGCUGGCCCGAGGCGAUAAAUUUGAGGCUGCGGAAAAGGUUCUGGUCUACGUGCGAGGACUUCCUGCCGAUCAUCCCUAUAUCCAAAACGAGAUGAGCGAAAUAAGGCAACAAGUUGAGGAGCGAAGUACCGUUCGACUCAGCAAGAAACAACAACUACAGAAGCUCCUUGCUCCUAGCACGAGAAAUCGUGUUGGCACUGGAACGUUUCUAAUGUUUCUCCAAAGUUUUACAGGCACAAAUGUAAUGACAUACUACAGCCCUCAAGUUUUCGAGACCCUAGGAAUCACCGGAACCAGCAACAAGCUCUUCAGCACUGGGAUCUAUGGCAUCGCAAAGAUGUUGGGUAUGAUUCUAUUUGCAGUAUGGGUCAUCGAGGGCCUCGGACGUCGCAGCGGACUUCUAUGGGGUGCUUUCGUUGGUAGUAUUCCCCUCUGGUACGUGGGCGGGUACGUUAUGGUCGCCAAUCCGACCGCCAAGGCGGCGGGAGGUGUCAUUCAGCAAGAUGCGUGGGGGUAUCUUGCCAUGGUCUGCAUUUACCUCAACGCCUUCAUCAUCUGUUCCACUAUCCAGGGUAUCACGUGGACAUACGCGUCCGAGAUCUUCCCAUUGGAUAUCAGGAUGCUCUGUGUUGCAAUGUCCACCGCGUGUACUUGGUUGGGCUCUUUCAUUGUCGCGAGAGCUACGCCUUUCAUGAUCACUGACCUUGGGUACGGCACGUUCUUCAUGUUUGGCGGGUUCUUGCUCUUCAUCGGGGUUUGGUCAUUCUUCUUUAUUCCUGAGACAAAAGGUCGCUCGCUCGAGGAUAUGGAUAUUCUGUUUUCGCGGCCGACACACGUGGUUGUUUGGGCACAGCUCAGAGGGAGGCCUAUUGUUUCGACAGAUCAUCCAAGGUCGCCCAGAGGAUCUAUGGACAAGGGCGAGGUCAAGGUGGUUGACAUUGCCUAG